Molecule: messenger RNA, 2615 nt
Organism: Cryptotermes secundus
Lineage: Eukaryota; Metazoa; Arthropoda; Insecta; Blattodea; Kalotermitidae
Gene: wds
Product: protein will die slowly
Exons: 8
Coding region: 434-1462 (342 amino acids)
Cellular component (GO): Set1C/COMPASS complex
Molecular function (GO): histone binding
Source: RefSeq, a predicted model, not a curated record
GCAAGCUGGUUUGGAAUUGUGAGUGUGUGUGUUACUGGUGAUUAAAGAUACAUUGUUAUUAGAGUAUUAACAAGAAUUCUUGAAAGUACGGUAGGUCAUGUAAAAUAUUAUUGAUGAUUUGAUGUUAAUUAGCUUGGACGAGACAUACAAGCGGUUUCUCAGUUUUGUAAAAUACAGUGUGCACCCUGCGCGAUCCAUAAACUUUCUUCACCCUCAAAGAGGAGAAUGAGGUAGACAUUAUUCGUCAGCAGUUAUAAUAUGUGUGGAAGUAUUACUUACUUAGUUCGUAUAUGAUUUCAAGUUUCACGCUUCUGUUUCACUUGUGAGUGCAGCGUGUUUACGUUACACAGAGGAAACUUAUUUCAAGAACCCUAACUUACAUGGUAAAAAUAUAGUUUUGUUUGCCGGUAUAGACUAGACUUCAUGACAAACAAUGGUACCAUUAGGACCAACACCUAUUCAUUCUCAACCAGCCGCAAAUAAUACACCGUCGGCCCCGACUGCUCUGAAUUCUUCUGGUGGAGGUUCAACUAAAUCAAAUUCGAGUGUGAAACCAAACUACACAUUGAAGUUCACACUUGCGGGACACACCAAAGCAGUGUCAUCUGUCAAGUUCAGCCCCAAUGGAGAAUGGCUUGCCAGUUCUUCUGCAGACAAGCUGAUAAAGAUUUGGGGAGCUUACGAUGGAAAAUUUGAGAAGACAAUAUCAGGUCAUAAGCUUGGGAUAUCUGAUGUAGCUUGGUCCAGUGACAGCAGACUACUUGUCAGUGCCUCCGAUGACAAAACACUGAAGAUAUGGGAGCUGAGCUCAGGAAAGUGCCUCAAGACACUAAAGGGACACAGUAACUAUGUGUUCUGCUGCAACUUCAACCCACAAUCAAACCUCAUUGUUUCUGGAUCAUUUGAUGAGAGUGUCCGCAUCUGGGACGUGAGAACAGGAAAAUGUCUUAAGACACUGCCAGCUCAUUCAGACCCUGUCAGUGCUGUACACUUCAAUAGAGAUGGCUCUCUGAUAGUCUCCAGCAGUUACGAUGGACUCUGCCGAAUAUGGGACACAGCUUCAGGCCAGUGCCUAAAGACCCUAAUAGAUGAUGACAAUCCUCCCGUAUCAUUUGUGAAGUUCUCACCAAAUGGCAAAUAUAUUCUGGCGGCCACAUUGGACAACACACUGAAACUGUGGGACUACAGCAAGGGCAAGUGCCUGAAGACUUACACUGGACACCGCAAUGAGAAAUACUGCAUCUUUGCAAAUUUCUCAGUGACAGGAGGGAAGUGGAUUGUGUCGGGUUCAGAAGACAACUUUGUAUACAUUUGGAACCUGCAAACAAAAGAGGUGGUUCAGAAGCUGCAAGGACACACAGACGUAGUACUCUGCACCUCCUGUCACCCCACAGAGAACAUCAUCGCUUCAGCUGCAUUGGAAAACGACAAGACCAUAAAACUAUGGAAAAGUGACACAUAACAAGGAGGUUACUGACAGUGUUGUGUAUUUAUUUGUGCUGCUAACAGACAAAUUGAAUACAGGAGAAGUACAGCUGAUGAGCAAGACAUGUAUGAAUGUGUUGGUUAUGCUUCAGAAGUGAAACAUUUGGACAAAUUUUUUGUGCUGAAGGUUCCUGCAGGAGUUGCUAAAUUGUAGCCAUGAUCAUAUGUCCAUGAUGGGACAAGAAUUUGAUGCAGAUUUCCAUGCUUUAUUCCAGUGCCACUCCACUAAUCUGUGGUGCAGUUUCGGUAUACUUUUAGAGGUCCUUUCCUUCAUUAAGUUCUGUAAGCUGCAAUGUUUAUGUUGCAAGUCUUCGUCAGAAUUUGAAGUGUUUGCACAUUCAGAUGAAAACUUCUGACAAGAUAAGAAAGCUACUCAGUUCUCAAAAAUGCAAUGCAGACAAGCCCACCCACAAUAACAAUAUAGAUAAUAAAAUUACAGAGCUCUUAUAAUCCCUACUGUACCAGCACUUUAAUUAAGGUUUAAAAUGCAGUGGCUAAAUUAGAAACAGAAUGUACAUCAUUACAUUACAUGAAAAUAUAAAAUGUACUUUUAUUUUAAAUCCAUAACAAUUAUUCUGCUCACACCUUUCUGUUCAAAAUUGUUUCCUAAUCAAGAGUACACACAAUUCAAGUGAAAAUGCAACAAGAUACAGAACUGACUUAAGGUCUGUGCUGAAUUGCAAUUUACAGAGGUGCUGACAAAACUGUUUCCUGAUGUGUGCUGUUUGUGAUGGAUGAUCAAUAUAUAAUUCAGACUGAACAUGGUUCCUCAUAAGGUAAUGUGUAUGAGGAACUCUACGUAGCAGAUUCCACAUCUUUGAUGAACUAUGAAAUGAAGAAUUCUCUCCUCACAUAAAAUGUGAAUGAUAUAUGUACACAUCAACAUUCAUGAUGGCUUUGUGGCUAGCCAUAUCAGCUCAUGAUACUAAAUUUUGUUGAUUUUCUGAACAGUGAUGUAGUAGUGUAUUUUCUGGCUACAUGUAUAAAUAAUGCAGAAAAAUACUGCUGAUUUGUUUUUUUUAUAUAUAUAUUUCUGUUCUACAUAUUUUAGCAGUGUUGCCUGGUUGACUGCAACAAGCAAUGUCUCUUGUCUUAUUUCCCUGUUCUCAAUAAAGUAUCCAUAAGAUUGU